AUGGAUUUUAAUAAUGUGCCUGCCAAAAAUUAUGAUAAUAAUGUCGUAUCUAAAGAUGGCAUAACCCGGGAAGAGGUUUCAUGGCUUUUUCAGAAAUUAAGUCCUAACGAUAGGGUAGAAGUUUCUAAAGAAUUAGCAAGUUGUCUUUCACGUACUUUUUAUAAAAACGGUUUACCUAUUGUUGGAUUUUUAUGUUCAACACUUUACCUUUGCAGAUUGAAAUUACCAAAUUCUGCAAUAGGUAAGGCAAAACCACUUCCACUUUAUUUUAUUGCUAUUUUUUCUGCAAUGAAUAUUGGUGGUAUGAUUAAUAGUAAUAAAUGUUCAGAAGCCAUGAAACCAAAAUUAAUAAACUUGUUUGAAAAGUAUAAAAGAGAAGAAGAUAUUAAUGCUACUAAGAAUGAAUAUCCUAAAAUUAGGGAAGGAAAUCAGCAACAUAUUUUUAAAGAUUAUGAUCUCUUUCAAGAAAACUCUGAUAUGUUCAAACAGACAGAAGGGGAUAACAUUUACCUAGACCAAUUUUCAAAUAAAGAAAAUACAUCUAAAAGUCAGCAGAAGAUUAGUACAUAUUAUUAUGAUUCUUUCCCAUCUGGUUAUAUAUCUGGAACACCAAAUAAAUCUCAAGACGAGAACUUAGAAAGUUAA
Messenger RNA from Strongyloides ratti, 645 nucleotides. RefSeq lists its product as hypothetical. Lineage: Eukaryota; Metazoa; Nematoda; Chromadorea; Rhabditida; Strongyloididae. The transcript has 2 exons. The record is from RefSeq and is a predicted model, not a curated record. The coding region runs from base 1 to 645 and encodes 214 amino acids.